Messenger RNA from Daphnia carinata, 2407 nucleotides. Its product is annotated as iron-sulfur clusters transporter ABCB7, mitochondrial-like. Gene Ontology annotation, biological process: intracellular iron ion homeostasis; transmembrane transport. Gene Ontology annotation, molecular function: ATP binding; ATP hydrolysis activity; ABC-type transporter activity. The transcript is spliced from 15 exons. The record is from RefSeq and is a predicted model, not a curated record. Lineage: Eukaryota; Metazoa; Arthropoda; Branchiopoda; Diplostraca; Daphniidae. Gene Ontology annotation, cellular component: mitochondrial inner membrane. Bases 80 to 2182 code for a protein of 700 amino acids.
UGUUUAUAAACCGAAUGUUAUCUCCACAUAAAAAUGCGUCCUUAAUAAAGAUACCUAUUUUAAGUUGAAAUUAGUUCUAAUGGCAUCGGUUCUCACUUUAUCAGUUUUCCGAAGGCGGGUACUUCAAAAACCGUUCCUACAAACUUAUUUUGUGACAAAAAACAUUUUGCCUGCAUGCCAUUAUGUGGAAAUCUCCAGAGCAAACAAGUAUCACAGGGACACUGUAUGCAAUCAUGGUAGCAGAAAAUAUCUUCCCUACCUACAUGAUUCGAAGCUUUUGAAUCCUUCACUAACACCGAUCUGGAAGGCUGGAAUCCAAUUGCAGUCUCAUGGAAGUUCGUCCCAUUCACAUGAAUUCAUCGGUAACAAUGUUGGGCCUGUUUCAGGUCCACAACUUGUGAAAUACUUGUUCAGAUACAUUUGGCCUAAAGACAAUUGGGAAAUCAAACGCAGAGUUGUAUUUGCUUCAGGACUGUUAGUUUCUGCUAAGUUACUAAAUGUUGGUGUACCUUUCCUAUUCAAACAUGCUGUGGAUCUGCUCAAUACACAUUUGGACUCCCCCUUGCACAUGGGUGAUCCUCAAGCCACUAUCACAACAGCUGUGUUUACCGUUCUAGCUGCCUAUGGUAUAGCUCGUAUCGGGGCCUCGGGCAUGAACGAACUCCGCAACGCCGUGUUUGCAAAAGUAUCGCAACAUUCAGUACGACAAAUAGCCAAAAAUGUCUUCAUGCAUCUUCACAAUUUAGACCUUAACUUUCAUUUGAAUCGCCAAACAGGUGCCCUUUCGAAGGCUAUCGAUCGUGGCAGCCGAGGCAUUAAUUUUCUUCUAGCUGCCUUACUUUUUAAUGUCGUGCCCACAAUCUUCGAGGUAUCGCUCGUAAGCACUAUUUUGGGAAUGCGAUGCGGUUGGGAAUUUGCCACCAUCACACUCAGUUGCAUUGGUCUAUAUACUGGAUAUACUUUGGCAGUCACCCAGUGGCGAACACGUUUCAGAAUUGCCAUGAAUCAAGCAGAGAAUGAAGCAGGAAACAAGGCUAUUGACUCACUGAUCAACUAUGAAACUGUGAAGUAUUUUAACAACGAAAAAUUUGAAGCCGAAGAAUAUGACAAGUCACUGAAAAAAUACGAAACUGCAUCUUUGAAGACGAAUUCAAGCCUCGCUUUGUUAAACUUUGGACAGCAAGCUAUUUUCAGUGUUGCGCUGACGGCAGUGAUGCUGCUAUCCGCCAAGCAAAUUGUCAAUGGACAAAUGACAGUUGGAGAUCUUGUUAUGGUGAAUGGUCUUCUUUUUCAACUAUCUUUGCCAUUGAAUUUUCUUGGCUCUGUAUACCGGGAAGUACGUCAAGCGGUAAUUGACAUGCAGGUUCUUUUUGCACUCCAAAACGUCAAAUCUUCGAUUCCUGUCACGGCCGCAUUACCUCCGUUGAAACUGGAAACUUUUAAAGAAGCCACAAUCGAAUUCCAAGACGUGCAUUUUCACUAUGGCGGGAACAAAGAAAUUUUCAGUGGCUUAAACUUCACAGUGCCAGCCGGGAAGACGGUUGCCUUGGUUGGGGGAUCAGGUUCUGGGAAAUCGACGCUUAUAAGGCUUCUUUAUCGUUUGUUUGAACCCCAAGAAGGAAAAAUUUUAAUUGGAGGACAAGAUAUCAGCGCUGUAAAUGUUGACAGUCUUCGUCAAUCAAUUGCUAUUGUUCCACAGGAACCUGUACUGUUUAACAACACAAUAUAUUAUAACUUGCAAUAUGGCAACUUUCAAAAAAGCGAAGAAGAGGUUCAUGAAGCGGCGAAAAUGGCAGGAAUUCACGAUUCAAUCAUGUCUUGGCCCAAACAGUACAACACAUCGGUUGGGGAACGGGGGCUGAAACUGUCUGGUGGAGAGAAGCAGCGAGUUGCAAUCGCUAGAGCAAUAUUGAAAACCUCGCCAAUUCUGAUAUUCGAUGAAGCCACAUCGUCUUUAGAUUCCGUAACCGAAAGUAAUAUCAUGGAAGCAUUGAAAAAGGCUACAACCAAUAGAACUUCAAUCUGCAUUGCUCAUCGAUUGACCACUGUGAUUGAUGCAGAUGAAAUUUUCGUGCUCCAAAGCGGACGUAUAGUGGAGAGAGGGACACAUCCCGAAUUGCUUGCAACAGCUAAUAGUGUGUAUGCCAAACUAUGGAAUACCCAAUUCAGAACCCAUGGCUAAGCCAGACCUGAAUUUGUGACCGGUCAACAUAUGCCUGACAGAAAGCUGUGAGUUAAAAAGCUUUGUUUUUAGACAUAAUUGUAUAGGGCUUCAAGAAUUAUGAGAAGAUAAGUCAUAAUGAAAAAUGGGAAAACUAUCAAUGGGAAAUUAAAUUUCUUGACAAAAUGGAGCCAGCAAUCUAACACUAUGCCAAUUGUAAAAAUAAAAAGAUUGGUUCCCAAAAAA